This is a messenger RNA of Trypanosoma theileri, 3645 nucleotides long. Its product is annotated as RAC-beta serine/threonine protein kinase. The transcript has a single exon. Gene Ontology annotation, biological process: protein phosphorylation. The record is from RefSeq and is a predicted model, not a curated record. Lineage: Eukaryota; Euglenozoa; Kinetoplastea; Trypanosomatida; Trypanosomatidae. Gene Ontology annotation, molecular function: ATP binding; protein serine/threonine kinase activity. Bases 1 to 3645 code for a protein of 1214 amino acids.
AUGGUUUCACCUGUCUCUGUUUGCUACCCCACAUUAAGUUCCACAGGCUUUAUCAAUGGUAACAGUGAUGAGAAGGGUGGAAGUAGAGAAGGUAACAUCAUACGACAACUUCCGCAUAUUGAUUGGAUUAAAUUUGAUCAACACAGUGAUGUUAUCCUUCGAAAAUAUGCGAAACUGCUUUUAUCCGUUGAGAAUGAAAAAGAGGUCUCUGAUCCUACAGUAGUAAAAUAUUCCUCUAAUCUGAAGAGAAUGUCAAAGAAGAAAGUUGACAGCAGCAGUAGCAGUAGUGAAAGUGGUGAAAGUACAGAGUGCAAUUCACUAUCAUCAUUAACAUUAACAUCUUCACGAUCUCCGGCAUUACAAAUAGCCGCUUUGCAGUUAGGAUGGAGUGGUGUAAGGAUGUUAUUCCACUAUAUUGUGUAUGUUGCCAGUGGAGAAACACCUCAACAACGUCAAUGUUCUGCAGGUAGUAGUAAUAAUAUCACGGAAAAGGUGGUUUCUUUAAGUACCACAGUAUCCAGUAUAAAUGCUUUAACUUUUAAGGAAAAACUCCCAUUAAGAAUAUUGGAUGAAAAGAUCAUUUUGGAUGAUUCUAUACGGCAACAUCAUCAUCAACAACAACAAUAUAAACAACAACAAUAUAAACAACAACAAGAACGGAAUCAGCAACACAUAGUAGACACAACAGAUGAUGUGCGUGUAACUGACUUUACAAUUGAUGAUUCCCAUGAUGGUGUUAAUGAUAUGGCUAAUGCUACGCUUCCUUCUGUUCUUUUCUCUAUUCCAGAUACAACAACAACGACGACGACAACCUUCACGCCUGGAGUUUCUGUUUCCCACACCACAGGAACGGAACCCGAUGCCAACAAAGUGGAUAUCUCCGCAGGAAUAGAGGAAGGAAUGCAUAAUUUGCAGAGAUUUUCCACAAAAACUGUUUUGGAACAAAUUUGCUCCUUAGCCGCACACUUUGACUUGGAAGAUGAGGAUUUGGUACAACUCAUGAUAUUACCUUUUGAAAUAGCCCAACAGGUAUUGGGUGAUCGACUCAUUUCUUUUGGGGAUAACUUUCAUUCUUCAAAGGGGGCUUCUGUUUCUUCUGUGUUACGUCCACUCUUUCGUAGUAUGAUUGUACCUAUUCUACAGGGAAUACGUUUAAUUCUGCGAGAAAAGACCCCUCAAAGUAUUCUUGUUGAGGAUAAUAAUAGUAAUAAUAAUCAUCAUGAUCAUAAUGGUAUCAACAUUGGCAGCAACAACAACAACAAGAAUAAGACUAUUAAAACUGCAAUAGAAGAACAUUUGCCAAAGCGUAAAUCAGAGCGGGGAAAGGCUUCAAAACGGUUACAUAAAAAUGUUCCAAAUAAUAAUGGUGAAAGUGGAAGUAAUAAUAACAGUAGUAGUAAUAAUAAUAAUAAUAAUAAUAAAAGUAACGGUGUUACCAAGGAGAAUUUAAUACCUUGGCAAACGGAGUUUUCCUCCAUUGAUAGUCCACAUUUCUUUAGUGAAGUAAGUCCACGUUGCUGUGAAUCACAUCUCUUUCAAUUACUUGGGGAGCAAAACUGUUCUAUUAUGCACUUUGCAAUAAGCUCAAAACUCUGGAAUAGGGUAAAUUCAUUAAAGGAAGCUGCUCACCUUGCGAUGGAGAAAAGCUCAGAAGUCUUAUGCCCAUUACGUACUCGUUUCUUCUCCCUUAGAAGACAGUAUAUAUACCUAUAUAGUCCUUUAGACAAUAUCAAUCCAAUCGCUAUUCUUCCACUUUCUUUACCUAGUACUACUGUAUUAGACAACACAAAAGUUCCAUUUUUGGAGACUUUAAAAAUCCCUCCUUCUGGGGAAACAUUUCAUGUUGAGCUAAUUUCUGAAGAGAACACGAAUAUUACUAUUGAUACAGUUAGGACGAUCAAUAAUAUACUUAUAGUUGAUAAUCAUAUAUCUCAUGUGAAUACUGAAUGGGAUUCUUCCAUUAUGAAGAAGAUUAAGGGUGAAAUGCGGUUUGGCGUUUAUGUACUGCGUCUCUUAGUAGGUGGUUGGGUACAUCAUUUCAUUUUUCAGUUAGAUAUUCUUCGUAGUGUUUGGGCACAUCGUCUGGAUGUUGCCCAUACAAUGGGAAUGUUUCCUAAAGCACCACCAUCAUCAUCAUUAUUAUUAUUAUCAUCAACAACAACAACAACAAGAAGAACAACAUCAACAACAAAGCAGUGUAAAGAUACAAAAUUAUUACCCGUAUGUUUUCCUGCAUUUCUACGUGGACGUUUAGCAUUAAGUUUUGGUCUUUCCGCCUUUACAACUGUACGUGUACUUGGCACUGGUACCUUUGGUCGAGUCUUACUGGUACGGCACAGCUUUACAGGUGGAUUAUAUGCAUUGAAGGUAUUACGCAAAACUUCCUUUACUUCUUUACGGAAUGUUGUGGAGGUGCGGCGUGAGCGGAGUAUUUUAGAUGGAUUAAACUCUCCAUACAUUACACGUAUUCACGCUACUUUUCAAACCGCCUCACGUGUGUAUUUUCUUUUGGAUUAUUUACCUGGUGGGGAGUUAUUACAACAUACAUGUCAAUCCCCUAAUCAUCGCUUUGAUGAAAAUGUUGGACGUUUCUUUAUUGCUGAACUUGCCAUUGCGGUGGAUCAUCUUCAACAACAUGGAAUUGUCCAUCGUGAUAUUAAAGGAGAUAAUUUAGUAUUAGAUGAAGAUGGUCAUGUUAUCCUCACAGACUUUGGAUUUGCCAAACAUAUAUUAGAUGAAACUGGUCAACCCAUACGUCAACAUAUGUGUUGUGGCACGCUUGCCUAUAUUGCCCCAGAGAUGUUGUAUGAUGUGAAAACUCGUGGAUAUGGAUUUGAAGUGGAUUGGUGGAGUUUGGGUGUUGUUUUAUUUACACUUCUUACGGGUUUUUUCCCUUUUCUCCGCCCCACUCACCGGGAAACAGUGCAGGCCAUUGUAUCUCAACCCUUACAAUUCCCGGAAGAGCCUUUACUCUCAGAAGAGGCAAAAGAUAUUCUCCAGCGGCUUAUUCAUAAAGAUCCACAACGGCGAAUUGCAUCUUUACAGGCAUUAAAACAACAUGCGUUUUUUCGUGGAUUUGAUUGGAAGGCAUGUGAAGAACGGCAAAUGCCACCACCUUUGCGUCUCGCUAUGAAUGAUGAUAAUGAUAAUGAUAAUGAUGAUGAAAAGGGAAAAUCCGAAGGAACAACACCAGCGGCGGGAAAAGUAUUAGUAUCCAGUGAUUCCGACUCGGAUGAUCGUUCUUCCUAUACAGCUGCUUUUACAGAAGAGGAGGAGCAGAUUAAAUUAGCUCAACGUGUAUAUAGUAAGAAUACAGCUCCUCUUGUGAUUGAAGGAGAAAAUGAUUUAUUUGGAGAUUUUUACAUCCAACAAGAAAUGAAUGGUAGUGCACGAGAUGAUGAUAGUGACUUUGAUUAUACAAUUCCUAUGAAUUGGGAAGCGGAUACACAACCUCAUAGACGACAUGGUUUUACACUCAUACCUGUAAUGGCAACUUCACGUAUUGCAAUGCCUUCUGUUGGGGGUGAGAUAAUGGAUGGUUUAGUGGGAGAUUUCAAUGAAUCUGCAUAUCUUUCUAUUGAUAGUAUGAACUUGGGGCGGGAAACUACACCCUCGUUACCUCGAAUGUGUUCCCCUACUCCCUAG